This is a messenger RNA of Micropterus dolomieu (smallmouth bass), 3668 nucleotides long. RefSeq names its product protein phosphatase 1D-like. The record is from RefSeq and is a predicted model, not a curated record. Gene Ontology annotation, molecular function: cation binding; mitogen-activated protein kinase binding; protein serine/threonine phosphatase activity. Gene Ontology annotation, biological process: protein dephosphorylation. NCBI's taxonomy places the organism in Eukaryota, Metazoa, Chordata, Actinopteri, Centrarchiformes, Centrarchidae. Gene Ontology annotation, cellular component: nucleus; cytosol. The transcript is spliced from 6 exons. The coding region runs from base 184 to 1860 and encodes 558 amino acids.
CUGCACUGACGCUGCAACGUCUACGUACAAGAAGAAGAUAGAUUUUGACGUCAACGCGUUUGAGCAUGCCUAUUACGCUCGAACAUAAACAAAGGCAGGACGCUGCGCUGCAAUAAAUAUACUCUCCUGUAAUUUUAUACACUAUCAGUACCGAAAAUAGGAGCGCGACUUAUUUUUGUGACCAUGGAAAACGCAUUAUUGAUGCGAGUGAGUGUGUUUACCGACCAAGGAGGCAGGAAAUACAUGGAAGAUGUGACCGAGGUCAUAGUAGAGCCUGAGCCGGGAGAAGAUGAGCCGUCGUCGGGUGAGCCAGAAGAGAGCAGUGGGGGAGACUGGACGGUCACUUCUCUGGCUAGGGACACGCAUCCCGACCGGACUGGUGAAACCGUGGGGUCCCCGCAGGUUCUCGAUGCAUCACGUGAAGCUGUGCGAACGGAAGACCAAAGUUCCUCAGUGGAAACAUCUUUACCGGGAGGUCAGAGCCCGCCGCGAGCUCAGCCGAGCACCGCGAGUCCUUCCCGCCGUUCCGUUGCCUUCUUCGCGGUGUUUGACGGGCACGGGGGUCGCGAGGCAGCGCAGUUUGCACGAGACUAUUUGUGGGAGUUCAUGAAGAAGCAGCGGGGGUUCUGGUCAGACUGUGACCGGGAGGUCUGCUCUGCCAUACGCAAAGGAUUUGUAGCCUGCCACCACGCUAUGUGGAAAAAGCUACCUGAAUGGCCAAAGACACUUACGGGCCUUCCCAGCACAUCAGGCACAACAGCCAGCGUAGUGGUCAUCCGAGGAACCCGGAUGUAUGUGGCCCACGUUGGGGACUCGGCAGUGGUUCUAGGGGUCCAGGAUGACCCUUCAGACCCGUACAUCAGAGCUGUCGAAGUCACACAAGACCACAAACCCGAACUACCCAGAGAGAGGGAGCGCAUUGAAGGUCUGGGAGGGAGUGUGAUCAAGAAAUCUGGAGUGAACCGGGUCGUCUGGAAGAGGCCAAGGCUGAGUCACAACGGCCCGGUCCGUCGGAGCACCGUCAUUGACCAGAUACCGUUCUUGGCAGUAGCACGAGCUCUAGGUGACCUGUGGAGCUAUGACUUCUACAGUGGGGAGUUUGUGGUUUCUCCAGAGCCAGACACUAGUGUGGUAACCCUUGACCCCAGAAAACACCGCUACAUCAUACUGGGCAGCGAUGGUCUUUGGAACAUGAUGCCACCUCAAGAGGCUAUCUCCAUGUGUCAGAACAAUGAUGAGGCAAUGGCACCAUGUGGGGUAUCGAGUGCCCGGCAGCUGGUCAGCCAUGCUCUCCUGCGGUGGCGCCAGCGCAUGUUGCGUGCUGACAACACCAGCGCCAUCGUAAUUGCCCUGCAGGAGCCUGGAACCUCCCAGGACACCCUGCACCAUGAGGAAGUGCUGCUCGACUUAGCCAAGGUGUCCCAGUGUCCUCCCACCUCCAUAUCUCGCGCUGACACUCCUCUCCUUCAGCGGCCUCCAGAGGAAGACUCUCUCUCUGCCAUGUGUGAGCUCCUCCCUGCCUUGGAGCGACGGGAUGGACUAUCAGGAAGAAACAGCCUGUACCACAUGAAUCUGUCUGACCCGUUCACUUUGACUCCGCUGUGUCCAAACAGUAGUACUGAGCUGCCCAGUCAGUCCAGUCCCACUGACAGGACAGUUGGCAACAGGACGCCCAACAGCAAAAGAACUACUGACGGAUCAUCAUCACCGUCGUCAGGUCAGUCGGCUAAGAAAGCCCGUCGCAGGACUUCCGACAGGCUGCCACUGGUCCAACACAACGCAGAGAAGAAACAGAAGGAGUCCAGCAACGUCUCCCCUGUUCUGCAGCAGCAUAACAAGACCACAGUGUGUGUGUGCUGAAACACACACUGACACAUCAACCUGCUGCUUCCCACUGUCAACCUCGUCUCCAGUGGCGUUUCUAUUCUCUAUGUUUGAAAUUCUCCUACACAUUCACACAGUUCAAGCCACCCGUGCUCUACAGGUUGUGGAAAGACUUCUUGCUCAGCACCAGUACAAUAUUCAUUUAAAAACUUAAGUUUUCUUUGGAGGAGUGCUCUUUAAUAACAGUUGUAAGUAUGACUACUGAUGUCGGUGUAGAUGUUAUGCAUUUUAUAGUUGGGUAUUGCAAAGUAAGUAACUGUUAUUGAAAAGAAAUAUAUAUAUUUUUAUACAUUCUUUUAUUGAUCAAUGAUAACACAUGAACAUUUUGUUGACCUCCACGACAGCUAUCAUCUCCUCCUCACUCUGUCCAUAUUCCAUUGUGUGCACACCCUGUGUUUAAACCUAUUAAUGUGUUUUUACUCUAAUCAUUUUAUUUAAUAACUGGAGAUUUGUCUUGAAUAUAAACUUACGGUGCUGCUACAGUCACAAACCAUAAGCUACUACAUUGUGUAUAUUGAUAUAUAAAUAUAUGUAAUAAGUGUUUGUAGCAUUUUCUUUUUAUUUGAGAGUAUGCAUUUGUCAACACAUCUUCCCUGUGAGGUUUCACAUGAUGGAUUUUUAAACAUUUGAAUUGCACAUGGCAUCUUAAAGGACAGCUCCACUCUCUUAAUCAUCUUCCAUUGUUGUUAUUUGUAAUGAAGCGUCAGAGUGUAGUUUUGUGGUGUCUUCACUUCCACUGAGCCUGCUCCACCCAUUCAUACAUCAGGUACUGAUUUUCUAUGUUUCCGAGAAUGCCUUUCAACAGCCCUCUGCUGCGCUGAAGCUUUUGCAGAUGUUGGAAUGUCUGUAUCUAUAAUAAUGGAUUUUGCCCUCCGCGUUUGCUGAACUUCCAGAUGGCUCUAAAACAAAGACUUCCUUUGGUUCUGAGGGAUAGACACAAAACCUGAUGUUUACAAUCAAUAUUGAUGAUCAUUUUGUGCUGCCAGAUUUCCAUUGUGGCUGCACUGGAGGUAUCAGUGGUGUCAUGCUGUCUACGUAUGACCAUACAUCUGUUAGAAUGAGAAAAAUGCUUCAUCACAAGCAUGUUGGUCUCUACACACAGGGUACUGUCCAUCCUGCUACCUUGUUUUAUCUCGAUUGCAACAAGACAAUAACUGUUCUUUCUUUUUUCUUGAGGCUGAUUGAGAGGUUUCUUUAGCAUUCCCCUUAUACAAGCCGUCCCUCUUGCUGCAGCUGCAGUUUCAUUGUUACUGAUGUAUGCACAAGGCUCAUUUGUGAGUAGAUACACUCUGCAUGGGCUUUCUAAGAGAAUAUUUUUGCACUAUUAUGGUGUGGCCGUGCCCCGUUUUGCCGUUUUUAUUACACGACAAUGUAUGAUUCAAAUGAGGAAAUAUUUACUGCGAGAGUAUAAUGACACAGGUAAGACAGAUGUCUCAAUCUCUGUAAUCUAAUGUAAUGAUGAUGUAGGAAGUUGUAGCAGUAUGGAUUGGAUAAAAUGUUGUACAAUGUUGAUUGACACUGUUGAAGGAAUGAUAAGGUUCGUGUUUGAUAUAUUCUCUCUACAGUCUGUUACUUCGCUCGGGAUCCCCGUAUGACUUUUCUAUACUAUUUUUGAGAAUUCUCACAAAUCUUAAUCUACUUAUAUUUACUGUUGAAUAAUGACAUCCCUGAUUCAGGUGGUUGUGCUAACAGCAUAAAGUGCAUGUGUACGAUGUAAAUGUGAAAAACACUUACCUGGAAAUGAACCUAUUUAAAUAAAAAGUUCUCUGACGUAAAGUAAUUAA